GCGGUCCCUGUGCCUGAUUCAGAGAUCUCGCGAUGUUUGGGCGGUUUAUAAGGCGCUGGCGCUAACGCUCCGCCCUCUUUCUCUCCCCGCUCCCAGCUGGUUGAGGUGUAACAGUUCUAUCGGUCGUCCCGAAUCCGGGUUCAUCCGACACCGAGACCGGUCUGUGAGAAGCGGAACCGCCCAGUAACCCGCAGCCAUGCCUCCCAAAUUCGACCCCACCGAAAUUAAAGUCGGUACGUGAGCGGUUAGCGGCCAGUGAGAGCCCCGGGCGGGCAGGCCUCAGUGCGGCAGGCGGAGCGUGUGUGGCUCUCACGGUACAACAUCAUCAACAUCAUCAUAGCUGGGGGUGGGUUAUAUUAUAUGGGGCGAUUAUACUGAUAUUAUCAUAUGGGGGUAUAUAUAUAUUAUACUAUACUGGGGGUAUACUACCGGCUGGGGGGUUAUACUAUAUAAUUAUUAUACUACUAUACAGGGUGGGGGGUUAUACUAUAUAAUAUAUACUAUACCAGGGUGGGGGUUAUAUAUACUACUAAUGGGGGUACAAAUAAUAUAUAUUAUAUACAGGGCUGGGUUAUAUAAUAUACUAUACCGGGCUGGGGGGGUUAUACUAUAUAAUAUACUAUACCGGGCUGGGGGGGUUAUACUAUAUAAUAUACUAUACUGGGCUGGGGGGGUUAUACUAAAUAUUAUACUAUACCGGGCUGGGUUAUAUAAUAUACUAUACCGGGCUGGGGGGGUUAUACUAAAUAUUAUACUAUACCGGGCAGGUUAUAUAAUAUAUACUAUACCGGCUGGGGUUAUACUAUAUACUAUGGGGUUAUACUAUAAUAUAUACUAUACCAGGGGAGGGGGGUUAUAAUACAUUAUAAUAUACUGGAUGGAUUAUAUAAUAUGCACUAUACCGCUGGGGGGUUAUACUAAAUAUUAUACUAUACCGGGCUGGGUUAUAUAAUAUACUAUACCGGGCUGGGGGGGUUAUACUAAAUAUUAUACUAUACCGGGCUGGGUUAUAUAAUAUACUAUACCGGCUGGGGGGUUAUACUAUAUACUAUACUGGGGGUUAUACUAUAUAAUAUACUAUACCAGGGGGAGGGGGGGUUAUAAUAAAUAUUAUACUAUACCGGGAUGGAUUAUAUAAUAUACUAUACCGGCUGGGGGGGUUAUACUAUAUAUUAUACUAUACGGGCUGGGGGAGGGUUAUACUAUAUAAUAUUAUACUAUGCUGGGGGGUUAUACUGUAUAUUAUACUAUACCAGGCGUUAUACUGUAUAUUAUACUAUGCCGGGCUGGAGAUGGGGUUAAUAUAAUUAUGCCCAGAUUAUGUUAUAUUAUGCUGGGCAGGGGGAUAAUAUGAUCAUACCGGGUUGGGGGUUGAUAAUACUAUUAUACUGGGAUUAUAUACUAUACCAGCUGAGGGUGGGAGAAGUAUAUACAGAGAUUAUAUUAUACUAUACCAGAGUGGAGGGUGGAAAUAUUAUAUAUAGGGACUAUACCAGGCUGGAGGGGGUAGAAGGGGAGCAGUGGGUGGAGAAUGAGCUGUAUGGAAUUUUCAAACUUGUAGGUAAUGGUUUCCUUAUGUACAGUUGAUCACUGGAUCAAAGUCUUGUGUCAAAGUGGCUUGUUAGUAGGGUUAUUCACUAAAGUUAGAAUUGUUAAUGCAUUUUAACCUUAAAAGUACACACUAACAACUAUUGAUUGACACUCAAUGUAGGGCCAGGGGACUCUAGUCACUAUAACCAUCUUAAUGAAAUGGCUACAGGCCUAACUAAGAGCUGAGAAAAUUCUCCAGGUCUAUUUCCAGUUCAGGUGUUUGACGCUCACUCUGAAUUUCUGGCAAGUCUCGCUCUAGUUAGGAAUGUGUUAUUGAGCCAUUGCUGUAUAAAGUGUAGCUUAUUGCUGAUGUAAUGGUACAUGUCCCAUUUAUGCCUGAAAGGUGUGUGGAACUUCUGUUACACAAUUCCUAUACUCCUUGUGUGAGAAGAUAGACAGGAAGGACUAAUGACUGGGAAUUUGCCGCAGCCAGUUAAAGUAAAAUCUUGGGUAUGGGAUGCCCUCUUUUAAGAUAAAUAAUGUAGCCACCCGCCACUAUACCAGCCUGAUUCCUGUGUCUCGGUGUAUUCCAGUGGUGAGCUUAAAGUAACCUCUUCUUAGGAAACAGAGCUUUUCUACACGUGACUUGCUCUGUGCCGAAAGAUUGAGAACACUGUAUUCUGUUUGCUUAGAACUGCUUACUGUGCUCUGCUCUGCACUGGUUUUAAUUCUGCCUCUGUUUUGGUUAUAGUGUGUCUGAGAUGCACAGGAGGGGAAGUUGGAGCCACCUCUGCAUUGGCCCCUAAAAUCGGACCCUUGGGUUUGGUGAGUUACAUGUGGUGUAAAGUCUUUAUUUUUAAUCAGUAUUUUAUGAAGUCAUUGAGCUGGAUAGCGGUGUGCUAAGCAGUGACCUCUGGCACACAAGCCUGUAUGACAGGGGCAGGCAAACUUCAGCACUCAUAAGUUGUGAACUACAUCUCCCAUAAUGCUUGCAAAACAUCAGGGGUGGUGUAGCCCACAUCUGAAGUGCUGAAGAUUUAUAAACUCUGGAAUACUAAAGGUCUCUCUGAUCUAGAGUUGAAUAGUUGUAUGGAAUUCCUAGUUUGCAUGCUAAUCUGAACCCCUUUGGUGCCUAAAUGGCCACAAUUCUACUUAAUGCGUUUGCUGUCAGAUCUGCCAUGUCACAUUGUCACCUCAAUAUUCUGUUCUUUUCAUACUCCUCAGGCAUGCUGUGGCAUGUGGCUGCAUUUUAGUGAGGAGCUAGAUUUUUAAAAUUUGCAGUCCUUUAGCGGGAAAGGGGAUAUGUAAUGGCCCUGCUGAAACAAGCUUAAUCUAUCUGGAAUUGGGGUGUAGUUUAUCAAACCUCUUUAGAUAUAAUGGAGUACAUGCCUGCCUUAAAUCCUUAUUAAACUGUGUAAACUAUUGCUAUGAUUCUGAAUUGACAACUUGCAUGAAUGUUACAAAUGUUUUUGUUUGGUUUAGUCUCCAAAAAAAGUCGGUGAUGACAUUGCCAAAGCCACUGGAGACUGGAAGGGGCUGAGAAUUACAGUCAAACUGACCAUUCAGAACAGACAGGCACAGGUAACGUCAAAUUUAUGGACAGACUUUACCAAUUGAACAUGUGUUUAGCGCAAAAGCUAAAAGGAAUAGUCCACUGUGAAUAUUUGUGUGGCUAAUCAGAGCAUUCUCCAACAUGGUGCAUUAGAAACGUGUGCAGGGACAGUCUGUGGUAUGUAUUAAGGCACUGGGAAGAGCCCUGCACAUAAGGUAUCUGACAAACCACUGACUGGUCUAAACGUUGUUUAUAGCAUUAAAAAGGAUUGCAUUUCUCAGUGCUAGACAAAAUUAGUCUUGCAAAUGUCAUUGUGGGUAUGUUUCUAGGAAGACAACCUCUCUUUGAUUAUUUUAUAGCUUCUCCUUGGAAAGUAAUUGCCAUGCAAUCCUAGUAGGGUUUGGUAGCAUUUUAGAUCAUGUUGAUGUAAAGUAACAUUUAUAUAAAGUUCUACUCCUUCUAGCGCUGCAUGUUUAUUGUGGUUAUAGGUAGCCAGUGGCAUGCAUCCAGCUGGCUGUAAGACUGAGACUGCCAAUCAUGGAUAAUGUGUAUACAGCCACCCGCCACUAUGCCAGUCUGUCGGUGACCUGGUAUAUUCCAGUGGUGAGCUGAGACCAAAACCCAUCUUAGGAAACAGAGUCCUUCUGUGUGUGAAAGACCCUGUGCCGAAAGAUUGGGGACACGACAACCUGAUGCCACACAGCAGAAUUUUUUUAUGAAUGGUCCUAACAGGGUUUUAUUUUUCUGCAGAUUGAGGUCGUCCCAUCUGCCUCUGCUCUGAUUAUCAAGGCCCUGAAGGAGCCCCCUCGUGACAGGAAGAAGCAGAAGAACAGUGAGUAUCUUGUAUUGAAUAAUGUGGCAGUGUCAAGGUUAAAAUACACUAACCUUUUAGUAUUGGGAUUUUUUUAAUAAAUACAAGAAAAGCCUUAACUCGCCUGUAACUCUGCUCCAGGACAGUGCUCUCUGCAAAUGCUUGGACAUCCUGUCAGACUGCUUUCUAUUCUAGUACUUCUCAUAAAAGCUCCUUUGGCAGCAAAAGGGUUAAACCAGUCCUCACGACCCACUAACAGUCCAGGUUUUGUCAGGCAUUUAUUCCAAUGUAGAUACUAACUCAACUUGUGGUGAGCAAUGACAUCUAGUCUGGGAUCCACUGCUGACUCCAGGCUGUGACCACUUCAAAUCUCUGGUCAUGGUGCCUGGUUGUAACCCUUUAUUCACAAAGUUAAUUGAAAAAUAUUUAAACACCUUGAUUUGCAUUAGUUUCUGCUAAAUGUUGUGAAAUUAAAGAUGGUUCAUGUUACCUCUUAUAUUCCAGCCACCCGCCACUAUAGCAGUCUGAUAUAUGACUGUGUAUAAUCCAGUGGUGCGCUAAGAACAAAACCCUUCUUAGGAAACAGGUUCAUUCUGUGUGUGAGUGAUUCUGUGCCGAAAGAUAGGGAACACAUGUCAUUUUAUGCUAAAAUACAUGAAGGGUGGAGUUUGCUUGGUGUGAAUAAAGUCUAAGUUCUGUAUUUUAUUUUCAGUCAAGCACAAUGGGUCAGUCACCAUGGAUGAAAUUAUCAGCAUCGCCCGGCAAAUGCGGCACCGGUCUCUAGCCAGAGAGCUCUCUGGUAGGUAAUCUUUCUGAAAUAUAUCCAUCAACAGCAUAAAAUAAUCUGUUAAUAGAAUAACAUCUUGUUCUAGUGUUUUUUAUUUUGGUUUUCACGUUUAAUUUAAUUCUACCUUUAUCUUUAGGAACCAUUAAAGAGAUUCUGGGCACAGCACAGUCUGUUGGCUGCAACAUUGAUGGAAGGCACCCACACGAUAUCAUUGACGAUAUAAACAGUGGUGCGAUGGAAUGCCCAGCGGUAAGUGCUCCUUUGGAAAACAGUUUGUGUAUGUAUCCUAUAGUAUAACGAACACUAACUAGCUGGUAGUCAUUAAAUGAAAUCUCCUGUUUGCUGUAGUUGCACUGCAUUUUACUGGGAAGUAACAGUGACACGUGCCCCUUCGUAUGCUAGGUUUCCAGGCCGGUUCAGUCACUGGGAACCACUGCUGGCAUGCAGCAACUUUUCACUCCCGGUUUCUUGUAGAAUUCCCUGUAAGGCUGGAAAACUGUUAGAAACCCUGAUUAGACAUUGUAAUAAAGUUUUGGUAGUGUUUGUGCUGAUAUUAAUUAAUUUUAUUUUAUUUUUUUACAGAAUUAAACAUGCUGUGUAGAAGAAUUAUCUACAAUAAAGAAAAUUUUCUCUAUUUUUUUUUCUUGUGGUUUUUAUUUAAUUUUGUUGAUCCUGGGUCUCUUUAAGUGAACAUAAAGUUACACUCCAAGCACCAUAACUAACGCAGCAUGCUCUGCUUCUGCUACUUUCUAGUAAAAUGGUUUUUGGUUCUUUG
This is a messenger RNA of Pelobates cultripes (western spadefoot toad), 5455 nucleotides long. NCBI's taxonomy places the organism in Eukaryota, Metazoa, Chordata, Amphibia, Anura, Pelobatidae. The record is from the annotation of a GenBank genome assembly.